Cheilinus undulatus (humphead wrasse) is the source of this 1246-nucleotide messenger RNA. It is a transcript of the gene fahd1, whose product is annotated as fumarylacetoacetate hydrolase domain containing 1. NCBI's taxonomy places the organism in Eukaryota, Metazoa, Chordata, Actinopteri, Labriformes, Labridae. Gene Ontology annotation, cellular component: mitochondrion. The transcript has a single exon. The coding region runs from base 173 to 835 and encodes 220 amino acids. The record is from RefSeq and is a predicted model, not a curated record. Gene Ontology annotation, molecular function: acetylpyruvate hydrolase activity.
AUUUCAGGUUUUCAUCGUAAUAAAUUCCUCUUUUAAUGAAUUGAGUUGAGUUUUGAGUCCGUCACUUCCGGCUUGCCGUAGGUUAACGUUUAAGCCCCAUUGAGUCGGUCAAAGUCUACUCCAGCAGCUGCAGACUGCCUCAAAGCUGUUUGAACUUUCACAUUUCUCCACAAUGACAGCGAGAAACAUCUCCAAAUUUUGGGAAUGGGGGCGGAAGAUAAUUUGUGUCGGGAGAAACUACGCAGACCACGCCAAAGAGCUGAAAAACGCUAUUCCUACGGAGCCCGUCCUGUUCCUGAAGCCCCCUUCAGCCUACGUGAGGGAGGGCUCUCCUAUCCUGGUGCCUUUAUACAGCAGCAACUUGCACCAUGAAGUUGAGCUGGGGGUCGUCAUAGGGAAAGGAGGCACUGCUAUUCCCCAGUCUGCAGCCAUGGAGCAUGUCGCAGGCUAUGCUUUGUGCUUGGACAUGACAGCCAGGGACAUCCAGGAUGAGUGUAAGUCCAAAGGUCUGCCAUGGACCCUGGCGAAGGCUUUCAACACCUCCUGUCCGGUGAGUGACUUCAUCCCCAAAGAGCGCAUCCCUGACCCGGGGAGCGUAAAGCUGUGGCUGAAGGUGAACGACCAGCUGAAGCAGAGCGGCUGCACCUCCCAGAUGAUCUUCUCCAUCCCUUUUCUCAUCAGCUACAUCAGCGAGUUCAUCACCCUGGAGGAGGGGGACCUCAUCCUGACUGGGACCCCUAAAGGGGUGUCAGCUGUGCAGGAGCAUGAUGAGCUGCACGCUGGGAUCGAGGAUAUUAUCACCAUGAGCUUCAGAGUAGACAGACAAGAUCAGUGAAAGACAAUAUUGGUACAUGAAAUACAUGCACAGACUCUGGGUUUUUACUGUGAAACUGGAUUUAGUCAGAUCAAUUAUAUUUUUCAUUAUCUGUUUGGACCAGCAGGUGGCUGUGUUGCACCAUGAGGACCAUAUCUCUCCAGCAUUUACUGUAAAUCCUCUUCCCAACACUUGAAAACAAGUUUUAAAGCACAUUUUCACAGCAUCCACUAAUCUCAGCAUUGUGAAUGCACUUGAGGUUUAUUCUUCUGUACAGGCUUUACAUUGAUUAAAAAAAUCAUUAAUUCCCAGAUGCUACUGUCUUUGUUCAAGAUUAUAGUAAAUGUGAUUUAAGAUAAGUUCAUUAUACUUGAAUGGAAAUGAAAUUAUAUGUUAAAUUGGUACAUUGGUAGUAAAAAGUGUGAUUUUCAA